Molecule: messenger RNA, 1836 nt
Organism: Cylicocyclus nassatus
Lineage: Eukaryota; Metazoa; Nematoda; Chromadorea; Rhabditida; Strongylidae
Source: the annotation of a GenBank genome assembly
AUGAAUUUAACCGAUUGGUCAGUGAAAGCUUAUGUGGAAACGCCAGCAACCACGAUGACCACAACCUCUGCGUCACUAUCAUCGCCAACAUCGUCUUCAGCAACGAUGUCUUCACCGUCCUUAGCCUCUAGUGUAUUUUCUACGGUUGCGACGGAGAUGCUCAGUACGAUGGCAUCGGCAAUGAUGACGUCUUCAACGGCAACUUCUACCGUCGACGACAACGAUAUUCGAGUGAUUAUGCUGAAUAAUUCGGCACAAUCUGGAGUUUCAAUAGAGAAUCUCACCGUGGAAGAGACGUGUCGAUUUCGUAACACUAACGAAAACUACGUGAUCGUCUUUACUUUUAUUACGAUAUUCCUACUAUCAGUCAUUGGUAACGUACUUGUCAUAGUGGUCAUCUUACAGCAACGGGCUAUGCGUUCAAUAACAAACAUCUACCUCAUGAACCUUGCCAUCACUGACUUGAUGUUAUCAGUGGUAUGUAUGCCACCAACAUUGUUUUCCAUGGUUAUGAACUGUUGGAUUUUUGGCAAUCUUCUAUGCAAAGUGUUUGCUUACUUGCAACCUAUGGUUGUAACAGCAUCUGCCUAUACUUUGGCUGUGAUCGCCUUUGAAAGGUAUUACGCCAUUUGUCGCCCCCUACAUUCUCGUAUAUGGCAAACACGAUCACACGCGUACGCGAUGAUCAUGCUUGUAUGGGUUAUUGCAUUGGUCGCAAAUGUGCAUAUGCUUGCUAUGUACGAAGAACUUCCUUAUAAUGGGAAUGGUCUAAUGUGUGCACCACGUUUCGCUUAUAUCUACUACUUUGUCAAUCAGGUGUACAUAUUUAUUGUAUUGCUUGUUAUCCCACUGGUGAUUAUGACGGUCCUGUACGGAUCAGUGAUUCGCACACUAAAACUUGGUAUUCAAGUCGAAAUUGCUGCCGUUGACUCUGUAGAUCAGGAGAGCAAACGUUCUGAAAGUCCCGAUGAAAAUGACAAUCAGCAAAAGGAAAAGCUGACAUUCUUUCAAAAACUUACGAGAAAGUUACGAAUUGGGAAAAAGAGUGGUGUGGUGAAGACAAGGGAUUCCACUGCGCGAAAGCGAAGCGAUGUGCCACCACUAGAAGGUAGCCUUCGAUCUACACACAUACAGAAAAGCGCUCUAGCGAAACAGCGGGUAAUCAAGAUGCUUAUCGUUGUUGUCAUUAUUUUCUUCUGUUGUUGGACUCCGUCUUAUAUUUGGUGGUUGAUAUUGACAGCCGGUGAUAGUUUUGAGAGUCUCGGAUUGAACGUAUGGAAUUCGGAUCUGAACACAUUUAUAACACUUCUAACAUAUAUUUCUUCAUGUACUAACCCUAUAACUUAUUGUUUUCUUAACAAAAAAUUUCGUACAGCGAUCUAUGCGAUGUUUGGCAAAAAGAAGGUACUACGACAUCAUUUUCAGAAGGUAUAUUUUCUCGUUAACGCUCCUCAAACACCACAGUUGCCACACGAUAAUAGACCCAUGAUCAACAGGUCAGUCUCGUCGACCUUCAAUCCUCCACGUCCGGUCGAUUCUAGCGCUAGAUCGCCGCUCACAUUGGCGCGGAGUAUCUCGCAAACCAAGCCAAGCAACUAUCGUGUGGCGUGAUAUCGAUUUUGGUCAUAGAUCAAAGCAAUGAAUCGAUAUUCGGGGCUGAUGCCAGCUCAUUAGCACGUGUGAUUCUCAGAAUUUCCGCUUUAUUAUUGGGUCGCUAAAUUACGAUGUUCACCAUGCUGAGAAUAUACACAAUAGGUGAACUACUUCAUGUAAUCAAAUUAAUUGAUUGAUGAGUGAUUUGCUGCCAAAUUUCCUCCCAAAGAGCUUCGUACGGGU